CUUGAGACUUACCCGGAAAGAAACAUGAACUUUGAAUGUAUAAUAAUAAAAAUUAUAAUUUCAAAUUAAUUUCGAACGUGAUCAGUCAUGCUUAUAAAAUCACAAUAUUUUCUAAUAGUGUUUUAAAACCGUAUCAAACACUUAUUCAACUCCGUGUUAAAUGCAACAAGCUACGCUUAUCAAACAUAUAGUCACUAAAGUAUUGAUGAAACUAGAUAUUGCUCAUUGACAUUGCCAAUUUGCUCGGUACUUGGUAUAAAAGUCCGCAGUAUUGAAACAUCAAAAUCCUUCGAGUAAAGUACUAAAGGUGAGUGCAUUAAGUUUGCUUGUAAAUUAUGGCAUUGGAAUUGACUAUUCGACAAACAUAUCCACGUUGGGGCGAUUGAAAGUCUAUCGAUUGUUGCUUAAAUGCAGUUUUGCAAAUAUAUUGCUCUUAUGGCAGACCUUUGUUUACUGGAGGUUGUGAUUUGUUGUGAAAUUGUUUAUGUUAAAUCUUGUUAACGCUCAUGACAUGCGGCCGUGCGCCGUUUGUGUCAGUGGGCCACAGGCACAGCAUAACUGUAUUUCCGAUGCGAAGAAGCCACCUAGAAAACAAUUUUCACCAAACAUAAAGAUCAGUAUAGCCAUGCUUUAAAAUUCUGCAUGUUGGCACUCUUUUAAACCUGUGGUUUGCGAGCAAUUAACAUUUGAAUAUGAACAAUUUUCACUUCAAGUCUUCGUGAAUUCAGAAAUCGGUCAUUUCAUCCGCGGAAAUUUGAUGCAAUGUUUUGUUUAAAUGACAUCGGAGGUAAAAAAUUAGUUUGUCUUACUUAAAAGGCGUUUUAAAUAAUCCUGAAAUCAUGUAGCAGACUUUUACAUCAUGCUUCGGACUCGAAAUAUUUUGACUGAAAGUCAUAAGCUGUCCGCCAUCUUGAAUUCAUUCUCAUUAACAUCAGUGCUCAUUAACUAUGGUUUUCGUGACGUCACAAGUGAGGUUGGCUCGUAAACUUUCUUAUCUUGACAGUCGGUGAUUAAUCACCCAAAAAACUGGUGUUAGGUUGUUGUUGAAAAUGUUUUUAUUUCACUAGAAAUUUGAAGCAACAACCUAAAACGAGUUUUUGAAGCAACAACCUAAAACAAGUUAUCUUGCUUAAUUAAAACACUCAUUACUAAUUCAUACGUGUUUUGGCCAAUCAUGUCAACCAUAAUGUGUCACGUACAGCGACUUUAAACCUGAUAAAGUUCCUCCUAACUAGUAUUCUUUAUAUAAAGAUUCAUCCUAACUAGUAUUCUUUAUAUAAAGAUUAAUCCUUUAAUUUAACGAUUGUUUGGAUGACUUUUUCUAAAUGACCGCGUAAGUAGCAUGAUAGCCCCCGUAUAGGGACGGAAGUGAUCUAUCAUAGGGUGCGCACUAAAUGAAUAAUAUCAUAGGGUGUGCACUAAAUGUAUAAUAUCAUAUAGGGUGUGCACUAAAUGUAUAAUAUCAUAGAGUGUGCACUAAAUGUAUAAUAUCAUAGGGUGUGCACUAAAUGUAUAAUAUCAUAGGGUGUGCACUAAAUGUAUAAUAUCAUGGGGUGUGCACUAAAUGUUUAAUAUCAUAGGGUGUGCACUAAAUGUAUAAUAUCAUAGGGUGUGCACUAAAUGUAUAUAUCAUAGGGUGUGCACUAAAUGUAUAAUAUCAUAGGGUGUGCACUGAAUGUAUAAUAUCAUAGAGUGUGCACUACUGUAAAUGUACAAUAUCAUAGGGUGUGCACUAAAUGUAUAAAUGUAUAAUAUCAUAGGGUGUGCACUGACGGUGUGCACAAAACCACGUUGGUCGGAAUACUAAUGACCUUGACGUCAUCCUUGGAAUAUGACGUCAUCCUUGGAAUAUGACGUCAUCUGAAAUUUUCCGGCGUAAAGGGUGCAUAUACUAAGGGCUGUGCACAUGCAUGUAAUGUUUUUAUUACGAACAAAUGAUCGACAUGAAUAUUGUUUUUAAACUGUUAAUAAUCAUACGUAUUGUUUUUUAAAAGUGUCUUAUGCACGUUGAUUUUCGUUCCAGUAAUACAGAUAAACCAAAAUAGGUUGAUACUCAGAAAAAUCUGAGUUGUAUCUUAAACCCUUCUGAUGUUGUUUCAUAAUUUUUCGUCAAGUUCUCAUAAUGUUCUAUCACUGCAGCUUCGUAAUAAUCCAAUUUCUUCACACAAAUAGCUUCGUUAAAGAGUUUCCAGAGUAUUUCCUGUUCGAUUACUUGUUCCAUGGUGUCGAAGCUGUACGUUGUCCAACUUUCUUCAAGUGUUAACAUGAAACAAUCGUGCCUUCUCUUACUUGGGUGAUCCACUUUACAACCACAACACAUUUUUGCGUAUUUUCGCUAUUGGCGUAUUUGCGGAAACAGGUUCAGAGAAUAUAGCAUCCAUGAGGUUACAUAGAUUCUUCACUUCAUAAGAGGUGACUUCGUCCAUUAGUAAACAGAAUGCCCCACGUUCUUCGGAUUGGAAAAACUCGUGUUUAACGUAUUUUGUAAAAGCUCGUUUUGUGUGAAAUGACAGUAUGUGUUUUUUUGAAAUAUAUGCACGUGGGGCUAUGUCCAUAGUGUGCGCACAUGUUUUGAUUGGAUAAAUGCGAUUAUUCAGCGGGUAUAAAUUGAGGGGGCUGAGUGAAGAGUGUUAUUCUGUUUUCAGUUUGCAUUGAGAGAACUUCACUGAUAAUAUGAAUUGUCUAUACGGAAAACCUGCUGCUUAUUCGACAGCAAGCAAUUGGUUCGUUUUGGUUUUGUGGUCAGAAUCCUAGCUGUAAUUUCGUCUGCACGGAAGACGAUGGUUAUUUGUAUGAGAAAGCCAUAACUACUUGGAGAUCGAUGAAUCAGCCUCAUCCUCAAUGCGGUGGACAUCACAAGCUUGAGAAAAUAUGCGUGGUCAAAGAUUUGAUGAAAGUGAAUUAUGGAAGACUGUUCUUUGUGUGUUAAGAAGAGUCGAAGCCGUGUCCCUUCUGGAUGUGGGGUGAUGUGCAGCCAAUAGCGAAACCAAAGCGUCGUCAUGGAUUCCCGUGUGAAAUCCAAAAGGUGAAAAGAGAAGGUCUCAACAAAGAUCGACUGUUCUUCUGUUGUCCGGACGACAAGGAAAACUCGUGUCGGGUUAGCGAGUACGUGGGCACCUGAGGAGUAGAACCAUGGACCUUGUGAUGCUGUGAACUUUAGCGUUAGUCAUGAUUUUGUACAUGGCGUUAGUCAUGAUUUUUCACAUAUAAAUAAAUUGUUUCACCAUUUGUAUUCGUUUGUUGUUUUGUUGCAAUGGAAGUGAUUUUAGACGUUAUCAUAUCAUGUCAAUUAUUUGCUUAAGCGUCACGAAGCGCUGUACAAUCACGUGAUAUUGGAUGUUAAUUCCCAGAACAUGCAUGUCAUUUUAACACAAUCAAUGUGACUAAUUUUGGCCGUGUCAUGGCCUAUCUAACAUUGCUGCAUUUGAUGCACGACUCCGAAGGUGCUACGCGUAGAGCUGUUCGUUUGGUUGUUGCCCCUUUUAAGAGAGUUUUUUUUCCGGAGAGUGCUUUCUAGGAUCAGGUUGUGGAUAAACGGACACGUGAAAUAAUACGCAGUACGUGUUUUGCAUGUCAACACGAUGAACGUGAGAUUUUAAACGCUUGCGAAUUUUUAUAUUUGCGGACAUGCAGAGUCCUAUUUGGGAAAUCCUAUUUGGUUCGUAAUAUCUUACGGCAUUUAGAGGAACUGUUUGAUCGCGUGCCAACCAAAAUAAUAUACUGUUAUGGCAUAUAUCAAAACGAAUUCGAAGAAAUGUUGCAAUCAAUGCCCAAUUAUGUGAUAUGGUCCAUGGACAUGAUAACUCAUUAGUGUCUCCAUCGUGCUGGUUCCUGAAAACGUGCUCAACCGUUAAUAGCAGAAACAAAAGCUUGCAUGAGACUUCCCUUCCAACAUGAUGCAUCAAGAUAGUUGUCGGAGAUUUUUCAGAGCGUGAGUAUGCCCGACGCUGAGAAACAGAAAUUGUACAAUGCGAACAUGGAAAGUUACCUGAGUUUGAGACGUCAAAAGGACUGUCAAAUACCAACCGUCCGGAUAGCGCCGGAUACAGCACAAGAACCUCAAAAGGGAGAUAAAUGGGGUUUAACGAAUACAAAAUCGAUCGCACUGAGCUAUAACAAUAGCUAUAAUUAGCUUACAGUAAUGUUUAUUUCCCAAACCGGUUUGACAUAUUUUUACAAAUGGCCAAUCACAUGCGAGAUUCAAAUUCUGAAUCUAAUCAAGUGUGGAAGUGGGAUUUGCAACCGAUGUGACCAGAGACUCUCCCUUCUCGCCUCUCGUUAAUUUCGCCUCGCAAAGAGCCUCUGGAACCUGGGUACUACGGUUACUACCGGCAUGUAAAUAGUUCUGACAAUGAUUUUGAAAUAAAGUAGAAUUAUAUAAACUCUUAUUAAAAUAUUUAUCACGAAACUAUAUAGCCUGCGAACAGGCUCUCUUUGAACUCUCUUAUAAAAAAUCUGACCAAAUUAUCACAUCAAAUUUUAUGUCUUGUUUUCGAUUACUCACAUUUUCGAUUUAUAAGAUCAUAGUAAGUUCAUUUUUAUUCUUUACAGUGUUACCUUUUAUAUGAUUAUUAUUUUCCAUACCAUUUUUAACCUGUUCUUAUCCUCUCAUCUUUUUUUCUAGGUUUGACAAAGUGGUCAUUUUCCAUAGCGUUUCAGUUCCUAUUUCACCCAUGUCGUCGAACAGAAAUGAGACAGACAACUUCGAAUGCAUUAUGGAAAUUAUGAAUGUUCCUGUGUUAGAGGGUCUGCGGGAAAUAUUUAAACAGGAAUGGGACAAAAAGUACGGAGCAAUGAAAGGCGUGUGGGACGACACUUGUAUAUUGGGAAAUGAGUUGUUUAAUAUGGAGAAGACAACUCCUGCCGCUAGACCUUAUCUACAAGUAUUCAAGUUUGGAAAUAGAAGUAACUGGGAUAUUUCUGCUUUAUCGUAUGCUAUUCUAUAUUCAAGAGCGCUUAAACCCUAUGUACCUGGACAUGUCAAUAAUAACGUUGACGUAUUAAGAGAUCUCCGAAAUAAACUGACACAUUCCAUUGCACCGCAUUAUAAAAUGUCUGACGUUGCCUUCGAAAACGUUUACAGAAUAAUAAAGAAUUGCUUCAAUGCACUAUCGCUAUCCACUGCGGACGUUGAAAGAGUUAGGAACUCGAGGAGAAGAAGACCUUCACUUCGCCUUAGUUACUUGGCGGGUAUUUGCUUGACAGUAUUUAUUGUUGGGUUAUCCUACUUUUGGGCAAACCCUGUUCGGAAUAAAAUUCUUUUUAGAGUUCUCCCAACCAGACCAGGUCAUUUGAUUGUCAACCGAAGUCGAACUGUCCACGCGAUUCUUGACGAAUUAAGUAAUCUCUCCAUUAGUAAUAAUCGUGCGUUGACCUAUAUGUACAUUUCGGGUCCACAAGGGAGUGGUCGGUCUCAAAUUGCUAGGUUAGUAGGUCAGCACUAUGGUGAAAAUAUCUCCCAUGGGUGGUUUGGUGGCAUUGUAUUUAUAAUGACUAUCAACGGCAGAUCAUUACUUCAUGUCUUGAAUUCAUAUGUAGAGUUUGCAUAUCGCGUGAAUUGUGAUAAAAAUGUCAUUGAUAGAAUUUUAUAUUCUAAUCAAAACAACACUGAAGAAAAAGUAAAGAGCAUUCUCUCAGAAAUUGUAAAGAAGUUGGAAAACGUCAAUAAUAAAUACACUUGUCUGAUGAUAGUACUGAAUGUAUUAAAGCUGAGUGAAAUAUCUCCAUUCCUCCCUCAACUGGAAGAAAAAAGUUGGCAAGGUGGCCAAGUGUUAAUUACCACACAAGACAUAUCAUCUGUGCCAUCAAACGGUUCGUUAACUGUCCAUAUUUCAGUUAGUCAAGGGAUGGAGCCAGCAGAAUCUUGUAAGUUUCUUACGGAUUUCUCAGGGAUUUUUGAAAAUCAAGAUUUAGUAAGUGAAAUAGCCAAGAAAUUAGAUAAUCAACCACUUGCUUUGGUCUCCGCUGCGCUUUACGUCAAACAACUUCGCGACAGCAAGGUACAGAUAACAUGGAAAGAUUAUCUGAAGAAACUCCAUGAGGAGAAACGGAAUUUAACUGAGAUGAAACAAAGUGAAUCUAAGGAGGUCAGUUCUUCAACGGUGUACGCAGCUGUGUCAUUAGCAGUCAGGUGGAUUGGAGAAAACGACUCUGUUAUGAAACACGCGUUUACAUUUCUUUCCUAUGUUUCCCACGAACCAGUACCACUUUACUCUGUCGAAGCCUUCGUCCUUCAUGUCGAUCGAGAUGCUUUCAAUACUGAUCAACGAAUUCAGCAAUGUUCGCUUAUUCUUUCUUUAGAUGAUGGUGAAAUAAUUUCAAUCUCUUUGCAUCCAAUCGUACACAAAAUUAUCAACCUUUAUACUUCACAUUAUGUAAAAGAAGAUAAGAAUCUUCCACGGAUUGUGUUGCAAAUGCUUGUUUUACCUAGAUUGCCAUUCCUAGGUCAAUAUUAUAUAUCUCAUCUCAAAUCGUUUUAUAAGAGAGCAAGUAGUCUUCCAAUGGAUAUGCUGAUUCCAAAGUUAGGUGAUUUAAGACUUAAUAUGUAUAAUCGUCUGUUUUACUUCGCUCGCAUUUUAGAAAAAAAUGACGAAAUAUCUUUAUUCAAGUACUAUCGAGAUCUAUGUUUUCGGAUUUAUUCCGCGACUGACUGACAUGCAGUGGGGUCCUGAACAGAUUGGCCCAAAAAAUAGCUUACUCAACGAUGUUUUUAUACUGUACAGUGUAUUCAUUACAUAACUAGUCUUUAUAUGGAUUUCCCUGUUUUUGUUUUGCCUGGACUGUAAUUAUUUAAAAAUAAUAAAAAUUGUUCUACAUGUAUAUUUUUAUAUUAUCUUAAUAACGCAGAAUUUCAGGCAAAGUAAAUG
This is a messenger RNA of Paramuricea clavata, 6866 nucleotides long. The record is from the annotation of a GenBank genome assembly. NCBI's taxonomy places the organism in Eukaryota, Metazoa, Cnidaria, Anthozoa, Malacalcyonacea, Plexauridae.